AUGCCCAAAGGCAGUGCCAUUCCGGAUUUACUCGCUACUAAUGACGACCAGCAUCCCGACACACACGGGUCGCUUGAGCAAAUUGAGACUACUUUCGAGUGGAAUGAGAGACAGACGACGCCCGAUGGUGACGCUCGGCACACUGCUGAUGGCAUGGCUUCGCUCACUGUUGGCAAUAGACGACGCGGUUAUCUUGGAAAUAGCUCAGGCUCCUCCCUUCUGGAGAGAAUAUCGUCCACGCUGCCCGGACGGAUGCCGUCCGAAUGGGAAAUCUCACCUCAUCACGCACCCAGUCCAGCCUUCAAUAUGCAAAGAUUAACCAUGGCACGUGGAAUGAGCAGCUCAACCGUGCGCGAAAGUCUCAUUGAAGCUUACUUUCGGCACUACAACACUUCGUAUCCCAUAAUACAUCAAGACACAUUCCGAAAAGCUUGCAAUAAACGAACAUCCAUAUCCCCCAGUUCUACCUGGCACAUCAUCUACUUUAUGGUGCUGGCCAUUGGAGAGUGGGUCAAUAAUUUCAGCGACGAUACUCUGUCCUUGUAUUACGACGCCGCCCGCUCACGAUUAAACAUGAACAUUCUGGAAGCGGGUACCAUUAGCACCGUUCAAGCGCUGUUGCUUUUGAGUAACUACCUUCAAAAGACCGAUAGGCCUAAUACAGCGUACAAUUUCCUCGGCAUCGCAUAUAGAGUGGCCCUUGGUCUGGGCCUCCAUCGCGAGACAACAAAGGAGCAAACGCCGGAAACAUGUGCGCUUCAGCAACGACGGUUGAUUUUCUGGACGCUCUACAGUUUCGAUAGCGGUUUUAGCUUGACUACCGGCAGACCUAUAAUGGUUGCGGACCAGUUCAUCGACACGAAGAAGCCUCUGAACAUCGACGACUCGGGAUGCAAGCCCACGUCCCCUCUUCCAUCGGAAGUGUCCUAUCCAACUAUUUCGGCAGCCAUGGUCGCCCAAUCGCACCUUGCCGUCAUUGCAAAUAGGAUUCAUAGCACCUUCCAAUCUGUAAAUGGCAUUCCAGAUCUGGAACACGCGACACUAAUCAUGAGUCAAGCUUUGAAAGACUGGAAGGAAGCUUUACCAUGGUACUUUACGGGCUCAGAAGUACCGGACUGGUUUCUCGGACCACGCGCCAUGGUGUUGUGGAAAGCAUCCAAUAUCCAUCUUGUUCUUCUCAUUGCAAGCCAAAAGAGCUUUGCUGAUCCCCAUAGCCGUCGAAAGUACAGCAAGAAGAGUUGCCAGGUUGCAAUGGAAUCCAUCAACGAGGUAUGCGAUUUCUGCGAACUACACAAGAGUCUAUUACAUCAUGGAUUCACUUGGUAUGUGGUGUACUAUCUGCUUCAAUGCCUGCUUGCUAUCGAGGCUCAACGAACGCAUGUCGAAAAAGAUCCAGGGCCAUUGAGAAAAGUUCAGGUGUUACCAAACGCAUUGCCCGAGACAGUUGCACGCGCACACAACUGCUUGCUGGAGUUGAGUCAAAAUAAUAAACCAGCUGCUCGCGUUUGCCAAUUACUCGAUCAUCUAAGUAAGAGAAGAUGCUCGGGUCAACAAGACGUGGUCGACAGCUCCAAUGGCAGCCUCAACGCCAGUCAGGCAACGGAAAAUAAUCUCCUAUUCGACUCGGCUCAGCAAACCAGUGUGAGUGAGCUGGGUAAUUACCUGCCAGACUCAUCCAUGACUAUGUCCAACGACUCACCUCAGUCUCCUUUUGGAAGCAAUAUAACCGGAAGAACGUGGAUGAUGGCUGCAGAUCCGUCACUGCACAUGUUCAUGGAUGGCUCGAACGACUUGGGUGAUAUAUUCGACGAUCUAGGCGGAUUUCCAAGCGCCAAUGAUGGCGAUAACUUCUCCUACUAUUUGGGUGGACACCAAUUUUAG
Messenger RNA from Didymosphaeria variabile, 1881 nucleotides. RefSeq lists its product as uncharacterized. Lineage: Eukaryota; Fungi; Ascomycota; Dothideomycetes; Pleosporales; Didymosphaeriaceae. Gene Ontology annotation, cellular component: nucleus. Gene Ontology annotation, biological process: DNA-templated transcription; positive regulation of transcription from RNA polymerase II promoter by galactose. The coding region runs from base 1 to 1881 and encodes 626 amino acids. The transcript is spliced from 2 exons. The record is from RefSeq and is a predicted model, not a curated record. Gene Ontology annotation, molecular function: RNA polymerase II cis-regulatory region sequence-specific DNA binding; DNA-binding transcription factor activity, RNA polymerase II-specific; zinc ion binding.